AUGCAUAUUAUUCGCGGUUUGGCCGCCGUGGCCGGCUUUGCUGGCAUUUCGUGGGCCGCUCCUGGCUAUCCAGCAGGUCCUAACCGUGGACCCGGCUCUCAGUCAACCAGCACUUUAUGCUACACCAAGGUGGCCACGACUCCCGCACUUUGGCGGACAACCACCAGUUGGACAACCCGCUAUACUCCCUGCACAUCGACCGCGACCGUGACUGUCACCAAGACUUCGACUCCUUCCCAAGGCACGUCUACGUCUACCGUUGUCACGACGACCACUUCAAUUGGUUCUACUGUGACAGACACGGCCACUUCCACAUUGACGGUGACCAACACUGAAAGCACCACCACCACCAGCACAGUCUCCACAACCACAACCACAACCACAACGUCCAGCGUCGCAUCAACGGUCGCUGCUCCUGUUGGAUUUAUCCCCGUCCAGACCAGCCUGCCGGGCUCUACCUAUUCAGGCAAUGGUGGAGGCAGCCCCGUCUCGAAAAAGCGAGACCUCGUUCACGAAGCCCUCGCACCCAAAUCCAACGUCGAGCGCGGCGCCCAGAUUCCACCGCACGGUCCAGGCAUCUCUCCCAACCAACAGCGAAACCCCCAGGGCGUCACAUGCCAGAUGUGGCAGCCUAGUCCCAGGUGCUCAGUAAGCACGGCCACGACGACCACCACAGUCACCGGUCCAACACCCCCUCCGAUCACCACCACGGUAACUUCGACAGUGACAGUGACAUCGACCCCAGGCGCCGCGACAACGACCGUCAUUAGCACCACGACAACGACGUCAACAUCGACCGAGACCGACGUGACGACCAGCACGUCGACUGAGACAGACACGGCUUUCUCCACAACCACGACCGUCUACGCUGCCUGCGCGACCAACAACUUCGCCGACCAGUAUGAUGGCCAAGGGAUUGCUAACAUCAUCCCUUUGCCCAACGGCGGGGCAUAUAACGCCUACCAAUCCCUGCCGGAUGUCGAUGCAUACCAAUGCUGUGUAGCGGCUCUUCUCAGCACCGACCAGAUCCUCAUUUGGGCCUGGAAUGUCAAUGAUGCAGCAUGUAUCCUGGGUGGCAAUCUUCCGGGGGGUGUGUGCUCACAAGCGACCCAGCAAGCCACCGUUAUCACUGAAGGUGCUGACGAGUAUACAUUUGUAACCGGCAACGGUCCUUGCGGAGCGAUUAUUCCGCCAGCGUGA
Molecule: messenger RNA, 1200 nt
Organism: Fonsecaea erecta
Lineage: Eukaryota; Fungi; Ascomycota; Eurotiomycetes; Chaetothyriales; Herpotrichiellaceae
Exons: 1
Coding region: 1-1200 (399 amino acids)
Source: RefSeq, a predicted model, not a curated record